GGCAAGCAGUCUUAUACAUGUUAAAUAGGUUACAGUAUAUCCUAGAUACAAUAUAUGUGUGCAGAACCGAACAGUUCUCUUGUUGCACAGGGAGAAUUGGAUUCAGAAGGUAUAAAUAACCCAGGAAGAAAAACAAAAAUGCAAACAGUACAUUCAUUUCCCAGUGUUCUUUCUUUGGGUGUAGCUGCUUCUGUCCAUCCUUGAUCAAUUGAAACUGAGUUAGAUCUCUUUAUCAAAGAGAUCCAUUUCCAUCAGAAUACAUCCUCAAACAGUAUUGUUAUUGAGGUGUAUAAUGAUCUCCUGGUUCUGCUCAUUUCACUUAGCAUCAGUUCAUGUAAGUCUCACCAGUCCUCUCUGUAUUCAUCCUGCUGGUCAUUCCUUACAGAACAAUAAUAUUCCAUAAUGUUCAUAUACCACAAUUUACUCAACCAUUAUCCAGUUGAUGGGCAUCCAUUCAUUUUCCAGCUUCUAGCCACCACAAACAGGGCUGCCACAAACAUUUUGGCACAUACAGGUCCCUUUCCCUUCUUUAGUAUCUCUUUGCGGUAUAAGCCCAGUAGAAACAUUGCUGGAUCAAAGGGUAUGCACAGUUUGAUAACUUUUUGAGCAUAGUUCCAAAUUGCUCUCCAGAAUGGCUGGAUGUGUUCACAAUUCCACCAAAAAUGUAGAUUUCCCACAUCCCCUCCAACAUUCCGCAUUAUCUUUCCCUGUCAUUCUAGCCAAUCUGACAAGUGUGUAGUGGUAUCUCAGAGUUGUCUUAAUUUGCCUUUGUCUGAUUAAUAAUGAUUUGGAGCAUAGUUUGAUAUGUCUAUAAAUAGUUUUAAUUUCUUCAUCUGAGAAUUGUCUGUUCAUAUCCUUUGACCAUUUAUCAAUUGGAGAAUGGCUUGAUGUCUUAUAAAUUAGAGUCAAUUUUCUAUAUAUUUUGGAAAUGAGGCCUUUAUCAGAACCUUUGACUGUAAAAAUGUUUUCCCAGUUUAUUGUUUCCCUUCUAAUCUUGUCUGCAUUUGUUUUGCAUAACAUAGUAUUUUCACCUUAUUUUGCUGUUGUUUGCUUGCUUCCCCCCUCCCCCCUUUUGAACUGAUUUUUCUUGGGUAGCCUGAUAAAUGUGGAAAUAAGCUAAGAAGAAUUGCACAUGUUUAACCUAUAUUGAAUUAUUUGUUGUCCAGGGAAGGAGGGAGAUGAGGAGAGAGGGAGAAAAAUUUGGAACACAAGGUUUUGCAAGGAUGAAUGUUGAAAACUAUCUUUGCAUGUAUUUUGAAAAUAAAAAAGCUAUUAUCAAAAUAUAAAAACAUAAAACUAAGUUACAGAGGAGUUCAAUUUUCAGAAAUGAAGGAUGUUUCUAUACCUAGAGCUCUUGAUUUUGAGGAAAUGUAGAAACCAAAAAAUUACUAUUAUUUAGCACAUUAUAUCCAAUUAUUCUAUUUCUUUUUUGUUUAGAUUUUAAACCAUUAGUUUAUUUAACACAAUUCAUAUAAAGACCCAAUAAAGCUAGUAGUAAUAGCUAGCAUUCACAUAAUCCUUUUCAGUUUGCAAAGACAUUAUAAAUAUUUUAUUUGAAUCCCAUAAAUAGUGGGUGUUAUUAUUGUACCCAUAUAUACAUUCUCAAGAUGAAGAAACUGUGCCUGGAGAGUCAAGUGAUUUCCCAUUUGGUUCAUACAUACAACUAGUGUCUAAGAGUAGAUUUGAACUCAGGUCUGUCUUACUUUAAGUACUGUAGUAUUCUCCACUGUUCCAUCCAAUUGCCCCAGUUUUCUGUUUUUCUGACCCUAAAAAGGGGACUAAAGUCCAUGUACUUGAAUCUAAAACUCAAGAUUCAUGAAUAGAAAAAACAGAUAUAGAAUCUGACCAAAUCCAUACAAGAAUCAGCCAGUGAGUGGUAUUCCCUUCUUGCUAGCCUUUGCACAAUGACCUAGAGUUGUGGACCAGGAGAAACUUUUGAUACCCUCAGCGGGGUACCAGGUACCCAGCAUCCCCAGACUGGGAGAGGGGGAAGCUUGGGACUGUUUUCCAGCCAAUCUUUUACAACUGGGCAAACAGGUACCCCAUGGUGCUUGAGAGCUCAGGGAGGAUCUCACCCAUUGGUCAGACCCUGUGGCAGGUCACACAAACUGAAAGGAUGCUGCUUGCUGGACAGCAGUGUUCUGCAGCAUCUGAAUGGACUCUAGGAUACAAACAGUCCCCAUAGGACAAGUUAGGCUGGAAAUACUCUAGCUGUGGGUUUGGUGCUGUAUCUGUGGGCUCUGGUGCAGCAGAGCUCUGUAAAGUCAGCCCAAGGUGGACAGUGGCAGUGGAGUCAGCUUUUGUUAUUUAGUCUGCAGCAGGAGGAGAGGGGAGGGAGAGGAAUUUGGUCAAACAGUACAUUUUGAUUACCAGGUUAUUUUUUCUCCCAAAAGAUCCUCAUGGUUCAUCUACACGGACUUGACUCUGGUAGCAUUUCUGGGAGUAAAGGUUAUUAUCAUGUCCAUCUUCAAGAACCCAGUCUUCACCCUGCCAAGAGGCACUGUGCCAGGUCCUCUAUUAUGGCAGGCAUCCUACAGAGGCAACUGGAGAUAAUUUGAUGAUGAAAGUGAUCGAGUCCAAGGCUUCUAUCAGAUGAAAUCCCCUGCCCUCAGAUCACAGUGCUGCCAGCUAAAGAUAGGGCAUGAAGCUGGCAGGGCCAGGGUGAAGCUAAUCUGGGAAGGUGCUCACUUCCACAGCAAUCUCCUAGAAAGGUUUCUCAUGUAUGUGGGCUUGGUGGGGUACAACUUAUUAAUGGUUUUAAAGACUGUUUUUUUUUUUUUUUGCAGGUCGAGGAGACCAGCUUUCUCAGGUCUGGCCCCUAUUCCUCCAGCCACAAUCAGCCUAUAAGAGAUCAAGGGAGGUCUCAACCUAGCCAAGGGCCAGCCCCUUUUUUCCCCAUCUCCUCCAGAAGUCCCACAAUCCAUGGGAGCAGCCAUCAGGGCUCCUUCUCUUUUGAUCCUCUCUUAGAUCAGUCUGCUUGGGCUGGGCUGGGAGUUAACUCUGAUGAGAUAAAGGACCACCACUCCUUCCUUUCUCUAACUUCUGAAGGGCCCUUGUACAUAUCAUCUGAUUUAUGUAACCUAAGGACCUUAUCAUCCAACCUACUUUGGAACUUUCAGAAUCCCCAGGCCUUUUUUCUCCUAUGUUUCUCCUCCAAUUAGAGUGGGAACUCCUAGAGAAUAGGUGACUAUUUGUAUCCCCAGCACUUAGCUUGGCAUGUGGUAGUGCUUUUUUAUUCAUUUAUUCAUUAACUCAUUCACUUUUCUGGGUAAUCAAUAAUUAUGUUAAUUAUAGCUAGCAGGUAAUAAAAUGGUCACUGGCUUUCCGCUCUUAAAAACAAACCUCAGGGGUCCUCUGAAUGUUAAAAAGCCUUUGGAAAAGAGGUUGUACCUAAGGGUAGAAAUCAACUUUUUAAAAAAUUGUUUUAUUUUUUCUCUGUUAUAUAUACAUUAAAUUUUAAAUACAUAUUUCUGUUUUUUUCCUUUUUCUGAGGCAAUGGGGUUAAGUAACUUGCCCAGGAUCAUAGUUAGGAAGUGUUAAGUGUCUGAGGCCAGAUAUGAACUCAAGUCCUCCUGACUUCAGGGCUGGUGCUCUAUCCACUGCAACCACCUAGAUGACUUUAAAUACAUAUUUCUUUAUGAAUCAUGCUAGGAGAGAAAAAUCAGGACAAAAGGGGGGAAACCACGAGAGGAAAAAAAAAAAAAGUAGGAAAAAAAGUAACUAGCAUGUGUUCAUUUACAUUCAAUCUUCAUAGUUCUCUUUCUGGAUGCAUAGAAUUUUCUAUCCAAAGUUUAUUGGGAUUGCCUUGGAUCACUGAAGCACUGAGAAGAGCCAAGUCUUUCAUAAUUGAUCAUUGCACAAUCCUGCUAUUACUGUGUACAAUACCUUCCUGGUUCUGCUUGUUUUACUCAGCAUUAGUUUGGUAAAUCUUUCCAAGCCUUUCUAAAAUCAGCCUGUUCAUCACUUUUUAUAGAAUACUAUUCCAUUACUUUUAUAUACCAUAACUUGCUCAGCCAUUCCCUAACUGAUGGACACCCACUCAUUUUCUAAUUCUUGGCUACCACAAACAUUUUUUGUACAUGUGGGCCCCUUUUUUAUGAUUUCCUUGAGAUGCAGAUCCAAUAAUAGCACUGUUGGAUCAAAGGAUAUGCACAAUUUUAUAACUCUAUGGGCAGUUCCAAAUUGCUCUCCAGGACCAUUGGAUCAUUUCAUAACUACACCAACAACUUAGUGUUUCAGUUUUCCUCACAUCUUCCUUCAACAUUUAUCAUCUUUUGCUGUUGUCUUAGCCAGUCUAAGAAUUAUAAAGUGGUACUUCAGGGUUUUCUUAAUGUUCAUUUCUCUAAUCAAUAGUGAUUUAGAGCAUUUUUUCAUGACUAUAGAUGGCUUUAAUUUCACCAUCUGAAAAUUCUCUGUUCAUAUCCUUUGGCCAUUUAUCAACUGGGGAAACUCAUUCAUUCUUUUAUUAUUAUUAUAGCUUUUUAUUUACAAGAUAUAUGCACGGGUAAUUUUUCAGCAUUGACCCUUGCAAAACCUUCUAUUCCAACUUUUCCCCUCCUUCCCCCAAAAGGCAGGUAGACCAAAACAUGUUAAAUAUGUUAAAGUAUAUGUUAAAUACAAUAUACGUAUACAUAUAUCCAUAGUUAUUUUGCUGCACAAAAUAGAAAUAAGGUAAAAUUAACCUGAGAAGGAAAUAAAAAAUGCAAGCGGACAAAAACAGAGGGAUUAGAAGUGCUGUGUAGUGAUUCACACUCAUUUCCCAGAGUUCUUUCUCUGGGUGUAGCUGGUUCUCUUCAUUAUUGAACAAGUGGAACUGAUUUGGUUCAUCUCAUUGUAACUCAUUCAUUCUUGGUGAAGUCCUGCUGGCCUGGAGCAUCCAAUGCUGGCGAUAUAAUAGUCAUUGGUUUCAAACUUCCACAUAGAGACAUGUCUGUGGAGAUGUGAUGCUCCUGCUGAUUGAUUCUCCAUUUAUGUCAUGACUCUUGGCUGUGAGUUCCCUUUCAAGCCGUUUGGUACUCUCUAAAUCUGUUAUUUUUUUUUUUAAUACAACUAUUUAACAUACUUGAUUUCCUUUGUAAUCCUAUGUACUUUAUUUUGUGCAUUUAAAAAACAUUAUUCUGAGAUGGGGCCCAGAAUGAACAUUUCCUUUUUAGCCUUCCUCUCUCUCCCUCUUUCUCUCCCUCCACCAAGAGCUUUUGAGACGUUUCAAACUGGAUGCCUUGUAGCAAUCUCCAAUGCAACAUGUCCAGAGCAGAGCUCAUUAGUUUCCCCCCUACUUUCCAGGGCAGCCAGGUUUCCAACCCCAGUGUCAUCCUUUCUUCUUCCUUCUCACUCAUCCCUUUUACCCCUUCAGGUGCCAAAUCCUGCCGUUUUUACCUUUACAACAUCCCUCUUACCCGGAUCCCCCUCUCUUUAUUCACACUCAAAUACCAGCUUCCCUUCUAGACUACUGAAAUAAGCUUCCAAUUGGUCUGUCCCCAAAUAUAGGUGCCAAGCCCCAGUCUGACCACGUGUCACUCCUCCCCAUUCAAAAAGCUCCAGGGACGGCCGUUACUUCCAAGCCCAGAGCAUGAAAUGCUCUCUUUGGGAGCAGGAGCCCUCCCCCGUCGGAAGCUCCCCCCCAGCCACGCCGCGGUCCCGGGCUCCCAGAAGCCAUUCCCUGCGCCUCCCCUCUCCAGGAUUUGCCCCCCACCCCCUGGCUCCGUCCCUUUUCCUCGGCAUCCUCCCAGACUCAGACCAAGUGCCCUAUUCUGCGGCACUCCCAAAUGCUCGUGUUUUCUCCUCCCGAAUGUCUUUCCUUCGACUCUAACCUCGGACACUCACUAACUGUAUGUACCCCGUGCGCCUCAGUUUCCUGGUCUGUAAAACGGGCAGAAGUUGACGACGAGCCACUGCAGUGUCUUUGCAGCGGGACCGCGGGUGGGGUCGGGAAGAAUCGGACUGGGAUCAGGUCUUGCAUGCACCUAAGGGCACGUAGAGGUUUUCCCCGUUAAGGCGCGAGCUCCUCCGGCGCAGGGGCUGCUCCUUAGGGGUCCGAGCACGAAGUCCGGCACCUCGGAAGCGCUUUAUCCGGGGGCCCACGCAGAGUCCCCCUCCUCAGGGCUUCCCCCGCCACGCUUCUUUUCUGAACAUCACCAAUGCAAACUUCCCUUUGGUGCGGAGCUGGGGCUUACCGGUGAUUCCUUGUAGGGAAACUCCCGUGGCCCGCUGGUGUGGACAUUAAAGCGACUUCAAGUUCGGAGCGGGAGGAGGCGUCUGGAGGUUGAGGUGAGUUGGGCGCUGGGACUUGCUCUUCCGUCUCCUGUCUUUACUCAGCGAAGGAGUCCACGCGCGUGGAAGUGGUAGAGAGCAGUAAGCGGGGAUCACGUGGCGGGGCCGUGGGGAGACUCGUGUGAGUGUGCGUGUGGACGUGUGAGCUGCUCUGGGCGGGGGUGGGGGUAGGGAGGGGGUGCGGAGGUGGGGGGUGCAGAGAAGGCGGAGCGGCCGGGAAGCUCCGCCCCCUGUGCGCAUGCUCCCGCCCCGGGCACAUUAUAAGGCCGUAGUGAGAAGCUCCGCUGGCAGAGUAGAACGGGCGCUGCGGAGGGGAGAGGGCGCCGGGGCCUCGGGGCUGCUGCCGCCGGGGGAGGGAACGAGCGACGUGACGUGACGUGACGUGACCCGAGCCUGGAGCUGAGCCCAACAGAGCGCGAGCCCUCCCCGCCCACCCGCGCCCACGCUCCCUCCAGAUCCGCGCACAUAACGAUCUUUGGAAUUGAACUGAAUUUUGAAAUUUGUCUUCAAAUAAAAUGGCACCAGCAGUUGGAGGUCCAAUGGGGUACACCCCACCAGAAGGUGGCUGGGGAUGGGUCGUAGUUAUUGGAGCUUUCAUCUCUAUUGGCUUCUCUUAUGCAUUUGCCAAAUCAAUUACUGUAUUCUUCAAAGAGAUUGAAAUCAUUUUCAAUGCUACUUCCAGUGAAGUCUCAUGGAUAUCUUCCAUCAUGUUGGCUGUCACAUAUGGAGGAGGUCCCAUUAGCAGUAUCCUGGUGAACAAGUAUGGCAGCCGGCCAGUGAUGAUGCUUGGUGGCUUCCUAUCAGGAUGUGGUUUGAUUGCUGCUUCAUUUUGUAACACUGUGCAAGAACUGUACCUUUGUAUUGGCGUCAUUGGCGGUCUCGGACUCUCCUUCAACUUAAAUCCAGCUUUAACCAUGAUUGGCAAAUAUUUCUUCAAAAAGCGGCCAUUGGCAAAUGGGUUGGCCAUGGCAGGGAGUCCUGUGUUUCUCUCUACCCUGGCACCCGUAAAUCAGAUUUUCUUUGGUAUCUUUGGCUGGAGGGGCAGUUUCUUAAUUCUUGGUGGUUUGCUACUUAAUUGCUGUGUGGCCGGAUCUCUUAUGCGACCCAUAGGACCCAAACCAGGAACAUCAAAAGAAAUAUCUAAAGAAUCCCUGCAGGAAAUAGGGAAGUUGGAUUCAAAGAAAGGUGCUGGUGAUGCAAAUACAGAUCUUAUUGUUGGAAACAGUAAGCAGAAGAAACGUUCUUUCUUUCAAAUGAUUAAUAAGUUCCUAGAUUUUUCCCUUUUCAAGCAUAGAGGCUUUUUACUAUACCUCUCGGGCAAUGUGAUCAUGUUUUUUGGAUUGUUUGCUCCCUUAGUUUUUCUUAGUAAUUAUGCCAAGAGUCAGAAUAUAUCUAAAGAGUCUGCUGCUUUUCUGCUCUCCAUUUUAGCUUUUGUUGACAUGGUAGCCAGACCCUCUAUGGGACUUGUAGCCAACACAAAGUGGGUGAGACCUCGAGUGCAAUAUUAUUUUGCUCUCUCAAUAAUUUGUAAUGGAAUUUGCCACCUAUUGGCACCCUUAAGCACCACUUAUGUGGGAUUUUGUGUCUAUGCGGGAUUCUUUGGAUUUGCAUUUGGCUGGCUCAGCUCAGUAUUGUUUGAAACACUAAUGGACCUUGUUGGAACCCAGAGAUUCUCCAGUGCCGUGGGUUUGGUGACAAUUAUGGAGUGCUGUCCUGUCCUCCUGGGGCCACCGAUUUUAGGUCGUCUCAAUGACAUGUAUGGAAACUACAAAUACACGUACUGGGCCUGUGGCAUCAUCCUGAUCAUCUCAGGCAUCUACCUCUUUAUUGGCAUGGGUAUCAAUUACCGCCUUUUGGCAAGAGAGCAGAAAGCAGAAGAGGAACUGAAAAAGGAAGGUAAAGAAGAGGAGACCAACGUAGAUAAUAUUGAGAAGCAGAAAGAAGCUAAUAAAGCCUUGGGGUCGGCCCAGCAGAGCUCCUUAGAAGGCGCCAAAGAGGAAGAAAAUCGUAUUUAAAGGACUGCAGCACUGUCGAGGUGGGGAGAUAGAGAGGAGAGCUGAAAAUGGUCUCCUGGCUGACUGGUACCAGUGGUGCUUAAUCCAGAAAAGGAUAUUUCUGUGCAAAAUUGUACCAGGUGUUCAUGAAAAUUUUCAGUUUUGAGGGCUUUCCUUUUAUAUUUAAUAUCAUUACAAAUUAAAUCUGCCAUAUUUUGGAGGAGAGCAAGGAUGAGGGAAGGAACUAGUUUUUAUAUAGUGGAUUUUAAUAGUGACUUGAAGAUACUUAUGUGCCUUAAAUGUUUGUUUGUAGACCUCCUCAUAAAGCCUUAACUUUUACAAAAGUUUAACUUUAUUUUGACUUUAAAAUUAUCUCAAUUCUUAAAAAAUCAGGCAGCAAACAUACUUGGAAGAAAAAUACACAAAACCCCAUGGGAUGAUUAAGGCAGCAAUUUUGAGUGUUGAUCCUAGUCUGAAACUGUUCCUUGGUACUUUGUCAUGUCACAUAGUGUUCCUCAGGCACAUUAUCCCAGGGAUUUGUGUUGGAAGGACAGCUUUGAAGUUCUUUAACUGUUAAAAUUUUUCCUUGUAAUUUUUUGCUUCCCAUCCACAUUUUCUAACUAUAUCUGUCAUUCAGAAUAUAGUUGUAAAAACAUAUUUUUUCAUUAUUUUUUAUUAUUAUUAUUAUUAUUUUCCUCUGGUAGAAGUUAAAUGUCCACGGGAAUUUUUUAAAAACACUAUUAUUAAAAUUCAUUCUUUUGUUUUUUUAGAAGUGUAAAGUGGGUAAUUUUAACUCUUUUCUGUACUUUAAUCCCACUUUUGAAAUCAUUUGGUAUUAUUUCCCUUUUUUUUUUUUAAUGUUAUAAAGUAGAGUGGUUUUAUUUUUUAAAUAAGUCUCUGUCUUUGGAUUGCCUUAGUAAACAUCCUGCAUUCUAUUAAAUGUAGAGUGGCAUUUGAAGGAAUGACUGAAUUGAGCUCAGGUUUCUCAUCUUCUCUUCCCCUCUGCCCACACACACACUCUUACCUACCCUCCAAAAAACCCACCAGUUAAACUUAGUGUGACUAUGGGAAGCAUUUUUUCUGGCAACCUUACUUUUCCUUUCUUCACCCUGGUUGCCUUUUACUCUGCUCUGAGCUUGAAGUGUGUGUAAGGUUUUAUUUUGUUUGAAAGUUUUUCCAUGUUUGUAUACUAAACCAGGCCAGAGGAAUUUGUGCAUGCAGACUAUUCAGGAGAAGAUGGGAAAGAAUUUGUGGCUGUUAAUACUCAGUGAAGACUUUCACCAUUUUCCUCAUUAGACCUUAAAGUGAAUUAAGAUAAUCAGUCAAACAAUUUAAUUUCUUUUCCCAAUAGAAAUCUGAAGAAUUUGUGAGCCUAUUUAUUAUUCACUUCAAGAUAGAGAAUUGUUGUCUGAGGAGAUAAGGGAUGAGGGAAAGGGAAGAUCAAGGGAAAGAGUUUGCCCUAAUAUCUCUUAUGCCCUAUUCUUAUGAUAAAAAGCCAUUCAGUGAAUAGAAUUAACUUGGAAUAAAUGACAUAGUGAAAGUGUCGAUUCAAAACUUUGUUUUAAAAAAGCUAACUUUUCCAAAUAAAUAUUUUUUUAAUUAAUUCACCUAACUCUGAUUUAUGUAUAGGAACCUGAGUUUUCUUUUUUAAUAGCCAAGUUCCCAGCGUCACUUGCUAAUAUUAAACCAAAUCAUGCCUGCUUUGAUGUGCCUUGGAAGUUUGUUUAUGUGGUUGGUGUCCUUCAUUUUCUUCAUUCUUUGGUCUCCUUACUUUAAGGCAAGCAGACAAAAGGUUGGGUUUUUUGUGGUGUUUUUUUUUUUUUCUCUUAACUUCCCCUCUUACUUCAACAACUUUCAGAUCACUUAGCCUUCAAGGAAGGAUGCAGAACUCUUCAAGUAAAAUGUGUUUGUAUGGUCCAUCUUCCCACCCCCAGAAAUUGUGUUUAGAAACACAAUUUAAUUGAUCAAAAAGUGUAUGAUAUAAUUUUUGUUAGACUUCAUUUAAAAAAUCAAGAGGUUAGGGGGAGAGGAAGCUGUAUGCAAAGAGGUACUUAAUAUAUUCUGCAAGCCGAGAUAAGAGAUGUAUGACUAGAUGUAAAAGUGACAGUGGCAAUAUAUGUCCAUAGCAUCUCAUAACAAAACGGGCUGUGGAGAUCAGCCUAUCACACAGGCCCCCAAAGUUAGGGGGUUUGCCCUAUGGCUGGCAGCCAGCAUGUGAGCUCUCAAUCCAGUCUUUCUAUUGUGCCUCCACUCAAGUCAUCUUUGCAUUUCACAGACGAUUGCUUGCUGCUUUCAGAGAACAAGAUGUUUAAGCACAGUCUCUAGUUUGUCUGUUUCAUCCUUUUUUUUUUCAUUCCUACGUUUCUUCAUAAACUAUAUUUUAAAAAGCAGAUUUGCUUGUAGUUGCAGUGCUAAUCUAAAGAGAAAUCCCAGGAGCCUCUCUUUGGUUCUCAUCUCCAUGCCUAAGGUGGGGAUCCAGUUACCAAUCAUGCCUGUUAAAUGCCAGUAAAGUUUGUAAACUUAAAAAAAAAGAACAAAAGUAAAGUUGAAAUUAGUCAAGGAUAGAAUCAUUCAUUUAAGGAAAAAUUCUUAAAGGAUUUUGGGAAAAUCUGUCAUUUUAUUUCACUGAAUGAAUAACUAUUUCAAUUUUCUUUAUUCUAGCUUAAAACAACAACCAAAAAAAAGUUUCAAGCUUUGUUGAUGAAUUAUUCUGAAUUCUACAGAAAUUUGGUAUUUUCUAAUAAAUUCAGCAUGAGAAAAUUACCAAUACAAAUUACUAGGUUGUACAAGAAAAUUCUUUAGGAAAAGAUAAAGAAAUUAUGAAAAAUCCAGAGAUAUUCUUAUUGAGUGACCAUUCCUGAAAUGUUUAAGCUUGACCAGUAUUAAAUGGUGUAAUGUGAAUAAUUCUCUGUUUAGUCUUGAUGGCUGACUGGGUUACUAGUUAUAUGUGUACUGUAUUUAUAUAAAUAUGUAUUUUUAUCAUUGUUGUCUUCCUAAAUUUUACAAAAGGAAAAGGACAUUGUGGGUUAGGGUAUUUGCUUUUUAAAGCCAUUUAAUGUUUUGUAUGAAACAGUGUUUUAUUGUAUUGAAUUUUGAACUUGUAAACUAGGUAUUGAUUUUAUGUUUUAGUUAAAAGUAUGUAGGUUUUUUUUCUCCCUUAGUAAAUGGUUCACACAAUACAAUAAACUUAGCAAUAAUUAGUA
Messenger RNA from Antechinus flavipes (yellow-footed antechinus), 11467 nucleotides. RefSeq names its product solute carrier family 16 member 1 (gene SLC16A1). NCBI's taxonomy places the organism in Eukaryota, Metazoa, Chordata, Mammalia, Dasyuromorphia, Dasyuridae. The transcript has 5 exons. Gene Ontology annotation, cellular component: membrane. Gene Ontology annotation, molecular function: monocarboxylic acid transmembrane transporter activity. Bases 6786 to 8285 code for a protein of 499 amino acids. The record is from RefSeq and is a predicted model, not a curated record. Gene Ontology annotation, biological process: transmembrane transport; monocarboxylic acid transport.